AAAGAGUUAAAACGACGACGUAUGUUGAUAAUCUCUAAAUGACGUCGUUUGAUUGAAAAUGUCGUAAGAAAAAUCGAUCGAAACGGUUAGCGAAUCGAAGCAGAGAGAGCUUCAAUGGCUGUCACUUCUUCCUCUAUGCUGCUGCUUCGGAACUUCUCUACGGUGGGAAGAGUUGCUCAAUCUGUUCGUGUGACUUCGAGGAUCUUCUUCUCCACCGGAGAAUUGAUUAGGGUUCUUCCUUAUACUCGUUCUAAAAGAUUGAUCUGUUCUACUCGUGCUGCUCAUAAUGAAGAAGCCGCCGCGAAAGCUGCGGCUUCUGUUGCUGACACCGGAGCUCCGACCAUAUUUGACAAGAUUAUAGCAAAAGAGAUUCCCUCAGAUAUUGUCUAUGAAGAUGAAAACGUUUUGGCAUUCAGAGACAUUAACCCUCAGGCUCCUGUUCAUGUUUUGGUCAUUCCCAAGUUGAGAGAUGGCUUGACCUCGCUUGGCAAGAUUAAGAUUUUACCUGAAACAUAUCUUCCUCUGAACCGCCGUCGCAGGCUGAACCAAGACACGUAGAGGUUCUUGGCCAACUUCUACAUGCAUCGAAGAUUGUUGCUGAGAAAGAAGGAAUCCUUGAUGGGUUCCGUGUGGUUAUCAACAACGGUGUUGAAGCCUGCCAAUCUGUUUACCAUCUUCAUCUGCACGUCCUCGGAGGCCGACAGAUGAAAUGGCCACCCGGUUAAGAAGAAAGAUUCAUGUCAACCCAAAGCCAACGUGCUCCAAAAUUGUCAACUACAAUCCUUUCUUAUAUGGUUUAUGAGUUUUUACCACUAUCGGAUUUUAUCCAGUUGUGAAUUCCUAGAGAUUAGAUAGCUUCCAUUUCCAAUUGUUAUCGAAUUCUUUUUCUUUUUUCAUUGUUAGAAAUAAAUACUAACAAUUUAUAUGAUAUGAGUAGUUUCUCUCCUACAAUUAUCGUAUAUGGAUCUGUACAUAUUAAUGAGAGUUAGGAGAACACAACA
Arabidopsis thaliana (thale cress) is the source of this 1001-nucleotide messenger RNA. It is a transcript of the gene HINT 2, whose product is annotated as HISTIDINE TRIAD NUCLEOTIDE-BINDING 2. The coding region runs from base 115 to 558 and encodes 147 amino acids. Gene Ontology annotation, molecular function: catalytic activity; adenylylsulfatase activity. NCBI's taxonomy places the organism in Eukaryota, Viridiplantae, Streptophyta, Magnoliopsida, Brassicales, Brassicaceae. The transcript has 6 exons. The record is from RefSeq and is marked reviewed. Gene Ontology annotation, cellular component: cytoplasm.